AUGCCACAUGCGACAUGGUAUUUUACUAUUUUAAUAAUGACUAGUAGUAAUCAUUUAAAUAAAGAUCAAUAUGAAUUUAUAUUAAAAUCUGGUAUUCAAUCGAUAUUAUUUAAUUCAAUACAAAAAUUUUAUUUUCAAUAUUAUUUAAAUCAAGGACAUGCACCAAUAACAAUUAAUGAAUUAAAUCAAAUAAGAACUAAAUUAAAAUCUCAACAUAUAGAUAAAAAGAAAUUAGCCUAUGAAGAACUAAAACGUAUACUUGAUAGACCAAAACCAGUAUUUGAAAAUGAACAAUUCAAACCAUCAGAUGACUUCAUUCCAAUAAUUGAUGAUCAUAUUUUAGUUAAUUUGAUUUCUCUUAUUGAAAGAAUUUCUUCUGAUAUAAAUACAUUUACAAAUGAACAACUCAAAGAAUUACUUGAUAAAUUUCGUUGUCAAUCAACAAUGGUUCGUCCAAUACCAUAUUCUGAACAACAACGUUUAUUAUCAUUUUAUUCUCGUCCAAUAUCAUUACAUGAAUUAGAAACUUAUUCUCUAUUAACCGAAUCAGAUUUAAAUAAUUAUCUUCUAUUACUUAAAACUAGACCGUUAAUGAAAAAUGAUCAACUAUAUGAUUUUUUGACUAAAACAAUUAUAAAUAUAUUUGAAGAUCGACAAAAAUUUUCUAAUGAAAUAUGUCAAGAGUUAAAAAAAAUUUUUGAUACAAAAGUUUUCGGCAAAAUACGUUGUCGUUUGAUCAAUAAAACUUAUAGUAAUUAUCGUUUAAAUAAAAAUAAUCUUGUAAUAAUUAAUCAAACUAUUCUCAAUCAAUUAUUGAAUAAGAUUCUUUUACAAGAUUAUCAAGCUUUUGUAGAAUUUUUUAAUUUAUUAGAAUCUAUUUUACAAUCUAUCAAUUUCAACGAAUUAACAAUUGAAUUUGAAAUAAAUCGUUGUCUUUUAACAACAAUAAUUCUUAUUAUAAUCAAUAAUGAUUAUUCAAAUUCAUCAGAUUUUAUUUUAUUUCAACAACGUUUAACAACAAUGAUAAUGAAACAAACAAAUUUUUUUUCAUUACUUCUUACUAAACAACAAUAUGAACUUAUUUCAUCAUGUCCAAUAUUAAUAUUAAAUAUUGAUAUAUUAAUUAAUUUAGUAAAAAUAAAUUUAAAUGAUAAUAAUUUUUCUAAUUU
Messenger RNA from Rotaria sp. Silwood2, 1169 nucleotides. Lineage: Eukaryota; Metazoa; Rotifera; Eurotatoria; Philodinida; Philodinidae. The record is from the annotation of a GenBank genome assembly.